Messenger RNA from Rotaria sordida, 464 nucleotides. NCBI's taxonomy places the organism in Eukaryota, Metazoa, Rotifera, Eurotatoria, Philodinida, Philodinidae. The record is from the annotation of a GenBank genome assembly.
UGUCUUUGACCUUAACAAACACUAAUGAUGUUCGUUUGUCUUGUAUAGACUUAUAUUUCUGAUAACAAUCUAUCAAAAGACACGAAGAUCUUUCUAUCAUCAAUAACAACAUAUCGAUCUCUUUUUUUUUUGCUGGCGACAUUUUCUAGUUUCUCUAUCUAUUGCCUUAAUCGCAUCUUUUCUGUGUUUUAUAUAUAUAUAUCAUCAUUUCUCUGUUAGAUAACUAAUUCUUCUUUGAUUUCUAUUUCUUCAAUCAGUUAACAUAUUUCCGUUGUGUAGUAAGAAUGCGUCCAGCUUUUGCAGGUCCAGGAUCCGCAGGAUCACGUUGGAAACCUACUCAAGAUCCUGGCAAAUUGGCGCCUAGUUCAAAUACAGGUGGUAAUCGACCCGGGGGAACUGAUGCGAACUCAACAUCAAAAGAUGGAAAUGCACAACAGAACACUGGUGGAGACAAAAAAGAAUAA